This is a messenger RNA of Hemiscyllium ocellatum (epaulette shark), 3332 nucleotides long. Its product is annotated as coiled-coil domain-containing protein 69-like. The record is from RefSeq and is a predicted model, not a curated record. Gene Ontology annotation, molecular function: microtubule binding. The coding region runs from base 140 to 1144 and encodes 334 amino acids. Lineage: Eukaryota; Metazoa; Chordata; Chondrichthyes; Orectolobiformes; Hemiscylliidae. Gene Ontology annotation, cellular component: cytoplasm; nucleus. The transcript has 9 exons.
AAGCACAAGUUCAAACAGCAGACCCGGGCUCAGUUCAAACCAAUUGGGUUACUAAGUGCUGAAGGUUUAAUGUUUCGCCGUCAGUGUUACAGACAGCAGGCUUUUUUCACUGGCAGAUAUCUGGCAUUGAGUGUGGAGAAUGGGCAGCAGUAGCAGUAAGUUAUGCUGCUGUAAAUCUAGUAAGAAGAAAGAAUCUCCAUCAAAAGAACACCAGGAAUUUCCUCAAGAAUUAGCAGCGCUUCAUGGAGAUGGUGAUUUACUGGGAAAUAUUUCUGAACAGCUACAGAAGUCAGAAGCAGCCCUUCACAGGAGACAUGAGAAAGAGUUGCAAGAGACCACAGAGGAGCACAAGAGGGAACUUACACAACUUAAAGAUCAUCUCUGUUCAAUUCAUAGUGCAGAGAAAAAACAGCUUCAGCAGAUACAUGCUGAGGAUGUUGAGAGACUGAAAAAGGAACUGCAAAAGAAAGAAGCUGCACAGUCAGAGUCCAGAAUAGAGGAACUGAAAGCCAGCCACUCUGAAUAUGUCAAAAUCCUAAGAGAGGAAUGUGAGACUGCGAUAGCAGGGCUCAUAAAGCUACAUAAACAGGAGCAGAAAUCAUUGACUGAAUCCUUUACGAAAACUAUCACGUGCCUUCAGGAAAUAAUUGAAGAGCUGACUGCCCAUGUCAACACAUUUCAAAAGAAGACAAAGAAGAUUGAGGAUGCAAUAUUAAGAAGAGAUCUCAGUAAAGACAGUCAGGACUCACAUCCACCGAACUUAUUCUGGGAGCAGGAACUGGAGAGUUUACAUUUUGUGGUGGAAAUGAAGAAUGAAAGAAUCCAUCAGUUGGAUAAGGAAGUGUUACAGAUGAAGAAUCUGAUUGAAAUAAAUAACAUACUUGAGGAGAAAGUUAAAAUCCUUCAACAAGAAAACGAGGACUUGAAAGUUCGCCUGUCAAACCAACAGGAGUUUGCAAGACAAUUAUCCAAAGAGCACGUGGACCUGCAACAGACUUUGGAGAAAGAAGCUAUGGCCAAAGAACGACUUUGUCAGGAGAAAGACGAACUGGUGUGGAAACUGCAAAAUGGAAACGUGUCACCUACUGUAGAAACUUCAUGGAAACCACUUCACUCUGAGUCAUUAGACUUGUCCUUAAGGUGACAGUAAAUAUCAGAAGAAAAGGAAUUUGACAAAAAAACUUCUCUGAGUCAAAUUGGAAACAUCUACCUCAACAUGCUUGAUUUUGAUUAUCUCAGUGAAUUUCAGCCCUGAACUGCUGAGAGCCAUCAGCUGAAUUUUAAAAAAGGCUACUGCAAUGUUACCAAUCUCCAAAGGAAUUAUGAGUUGAACUGAUGAUGGACUUGGAUGAAAGGAGAAUUAAACUUUGAUUUAUAUGGUCCAUCCUGCACAUUUAUGCAACUGUGUUUAGCUCUGAGACACUUUAUUAAUGGGUAUUUGCUGUUUGUUUAUUUUCCUUCACAAUUUCAGAUACUUUAAAGUGUUCUUUGUUUUAUCAAAAUAGCACCCAUUUGAGCUGCAUGCUUAGUGAAAUUAGUCUUCCUUGACACUUGUUCACUCUUCCAUUUAAAAAAAGCAAAAAUGAUCUUAUUUUUAUGUUAAAAAUAAAAAUGUUAAUCCUAGCAGUUAAUCCCUAAAAUUGAUAGUGGGCCAUGUAGAUCAUGAUACUCGUCAUACAGUCACAUCAGCGUAGAGUCUAAAGAAGGUAACUUACAGUCACCUUUAAUAGAAGAAAAAAAUUCUAAUUAUUCAUGAGGUAAGAAGUAUGAUAGCCAUGUGAAAUUCUUAAAUAUUACAAAGUGAAAGCUGGCAUGAUGCACAAAUACAAAUAGGAAUUAAUCUCAGUUUUUAUUUGCAUAUAAGUCAUGGUUUAGAAAGUACAAAAUAAGUACAAAGCUUAAUACAUUAGCUGUAAAUGAUAAUGUCUACUUGCAUCUCAAAACAUAAUUAUAAGCGCUUUGUAACAUUAUGGUCGUAUUUAGAAUGAGCAGUUAGAUCAAAUCGUUCAGAAGUUUUAAAAGAUUCCUGAUUACUCCUGCAAAGUAUCUUCUGGAUUCCUCAGGUUUUCUAUAAAGAAUUGUUUAGUCUUCAGUAAUACUGUUGGUGCUUGAUAAUGCCUGUGUACACUAUUGCAGAGGACAGUCCACAGUCCUUGUUAGAAAAGGACUUUGGAAGUCAGCUUCCUCACCCCACUGAAACUGCCAACAGCCUAUAAACUCCAUAUGUUUCCAAUGAAAGUGAUGAUGCUAAAUAGCAUGGUGAUAAUCAAAGAGCUCUACAAUGAACUCAUGGUAGUGCAAAUAGUUCACAGACAAUUGUAGUACACACAGAGUACUCAAAAAUACCAGUCAGUCAGAUAAGUGAACUGCAGAAUAUUAGGAAAACCAGAUAAUCAGAAAGAAGUGCAGACCUGGAAUAAGUAAGAAUAUGCAAUACUAAUAAAUACAGAAAAUAAUAGCACUUUAUAGACUUUAAUGAAUAACUAGAAUUUUGCAUUAGAUUCUGAAGCCACCAAUGUGUAUUUAAAAUAAUGGAAUGGCAAAAGUUUCAAAGGUAAAAUUGAGUGAUUGUUCUGGUGUCAGCACUUGUAUUUCCUUUAGGUUUGUGCAGUAUUUAAAAAUACCUGACUGCUUUUCUUCAGUUCUCUAAACAAGGGCAGGUCUGACCCACAGUGCUUGAACUUCCUCCAUGAAGAUGGCAAGGAGGCAAUUCCUGAAAUCUCCAUCUACAAUAAGGAUCAAACCUCAUGCUAUUGGCAUCAAUCUAAUCCCCACUAGCUUUCUAACUAAUUGAGCCAAUUGGCUUCAAACAAACAAGGCAUCCAAGUUGCUGUGGCAAGAUAUUUCAUUGUAAUCCAGAGCUAUGAAUGGUCACAGUAGAGGCUCCAAUUAUUUUCCAUAACAUAGAUGACUAAGAAUCUUCCCCAGCCUUGCCAUCUGCCAUAGUCAAAUGUAGUAAGAUUUUACAAAUUGAUACUCAACCUCUUUAGGGCACAUUAAAAAUGCACCUUCCUUGGCCAUCAAAUCCUGGAGUGGAUGCCAGAGUUUCUGGCUCGAAGGCAGGAACACUACCACAGCACCACCAGACCUCACUGCCUUUACACGUAGCUAGAAAUAUUAGGGUUUAAUGUCACUCAUUACAAAUAAUGUAGUUAUUGAAGGAUGUUUGGACUGACUUAGCUGAUUAUCAAAAAGGAAAUGUAUUCACUGUAUAUUUUAUAUCCCACCUAACACAAAUGGUGCAAUCAUAUUGGGUAUAUGUAAAAGAUGAGAAUUUUAAUUGAUUUGAAUUUUCAUAACAGCAUACAAAUAAAGAAGUGUUUUUUUUCUAA